Messenger RNA from Struthio camelus australis, 4256 nucleotides. The record is from RefSeq and is a predicted model, not a curated record. NCBI's taxonomy places the organism in Eukaryota, Metazoa, Chordata, Aves, Struthioniformes, Struthionidae.
CUCAGGCUGGCAAAGAUGCUUCUGUAAACAACUGGCUUCCUCUUCUGCGCUGGCAUUUUCCUCCUGUGCUAUGGCUCUACAUGGCCUCGGCAGGGCCAGAACGCAAUAAUCCGAGUCCCAAACAAGAGAAGGGCUUCAGACGUGGGUCGGGCACCCUGCAGGCAGAGAGAGCCCUGCAGCACCGGGCCUGUCACCUCACUCAGCAGCAGGUGAAACCCAUCUGGAAUAUAGAAGGGAAGCACGUGAGUACUUUCCAGGAUCACAGCCUGCUGCUCUCAGGGAUCACUCCACAGCAUUCUUGCUUCUUGUACCCGCCAUCGUUAUGCGAUACGCAGCCUGGUGAAAGCACUCUCCCAAGCCUGCCGUUGGCCCAGCUCUGCCCGGACCUCAGUGGGAGCGCUCUGCUCUAUCGGCGCUGCUGCCUCAGAUCCAAGCCCUACAGGUUUCCUUUCCGAAGCUCCCAGGAUGCCAGCUCUGCCACAGGAAGAGUGAUGUCCUCCUUGCUGAUGGAGCCCUGCCUGUUGCCUGCACUGUCUGAGGAGCGCUCUGGGCCUGAGCCAAAAGGGUCUGCCCUUGGUUCAGGUAAGCAGGUUUCCAGCUCACGUAGACCAGUGCUCAAUAACAACUCCUUCCUACGGCCAAGCAAUACUCAAGUGCCUUUGCUGCAGUCACUAGAGGUCAAGAAACUGAAGAACACCUGCAGCUUUCCUGCUGUCUCCUGGCCCCACUCUGGGGACCGUGGGAACUGCUCCGCUGGCAGCCUUGUGAACAGAGCAGUGAAAAGCAGCAACCUUGUUCUGGAGCAAACCACCAUCCCCUCCCGGACCCCUGUGCCCAGCCAUGUGAUCCUCAGGAAAGACCGUUGCUCUUGGCCAUUGGAGGAUACUGAAAAGAGCUUAAAGGACAAGAGGCCAGAGAUCAGCCUCACAGAGACUGUGCAGAGGCUAGCUGGACAGGUUACUGUGAGCAACAGCUUUGGUCGUGAAGCCAGAAGCUCUCGCCUCAUGAGCACGGGCAGCCUGCCCAACAGGAAGAGCCGGUGGGGGCAACAUGUUGUAGCACAACUCACCCCGAAAGAAACCAUUGCCCCCCUGAACCUGGAGAUGGGUAGCCAUUGCCUUAAUGGUAACUCGAGCCUUAUAGGCACCGGUGGUGCCGUCGUCUGCACUAAACGGAUCAGCGUUCAUCUCUUAGCCUCAUGCCCUGGCUCCCCCGACCGCAGCACUGACUGCCGGCUUAUGAACACAUUGACCUUGCGCAGUGGAGACCAGGCAGCGAGAGCAGAGCCUCCACACCUUGCUGCUGUCUCUGAAGUAGCAACUCAGAUAUCCACCAUCCAACUGGAGAAAGAAGGAAAAUGCUCCCAGGCCGUGCUUCCAGGAAAGCUUGCUGUCGCUGCUGGGCAGUUGCCGCUGGAGCUGAGCCGUCCCGAGGAGGGUGCAGAGGAAGAACUUCCUGAUGGCUUGGGUGAGAACUGCAGUCAGGAGGAGGAAGAAGACGACAGUGAGUCGGACGCUUCCUCUGUUGCUGGUCUGUCGCCUAAUGGCUCUGUGGCUCUAAUUUCCAGGAACUGCAUCAAGUGCCUGACCCCACCAGCUGAGGCUCAGGAGCAGAUGCUCAAACCAGCUCUUGUCUGCAGUUUAUUCCCUAAUGUGCCUCCAACCAUCUACUUCAGUACUCGGAAUGAGAGAGUGGAAAAGCUGCCCUGGGAGCAGAGGAAGCUGCUGCGAUGGAAAAUGAGCACAGUCACACCAAACAUAGUGAAGCAAACCAUUAGCAGGUCCCACUUCAGAGUCAGCAAGAAAAGCAAUGACUGGCUGGGCUGCUGGGGCCACCACAUGAAAUCACCCAGCUUUCGAGCCAUCAGGGAGCACCAGAAGCUAAACCACUUCCCUGGUUCAUUUCAAAUUGGGAGAAAGGACCGUCUGUGGCGCAACCUGUUGAAGAUGCAGACUCGCUAUGGGAAGAAGGAGUUUAACUUUUUCCCCCAGUCCUUCAUCCUGCCCCAGGACAUAAAGCUGCUGAGGAAGGCAUGGGAGGAGGGAGCAAGCCGCCAGAAAUGGAUUGUGAAACCACCGGCGUCAGCGAGAGGCAUUGGCAUCCAGGUCAUCCACAAAUGGAGCCAGCUCCCCAAAAGGAGACCGCUGCUGGUGCAGAGGUAUCUGCACAAACCCUACCUCAUUGGCGGGAGCAAGUUUGACCUGAGGAUAUAUGUUUAUGUCACUUGCUAUGAUCCCCUCAGGGUCUACCUGUUCAAGGAUGGAUUGGUUCGCUUUGCUAGCUGCAAGUACUCCUCCUCAAUGAAGAGCCUCAGCAACAAGUUCAUGCACUUGACCAACUACAGUGUGAACAAGAAGAAUACAGAGUACAAGUCCAACUCGGAUGAGACUGCUUGUCAGGGACACAAAUGGGCUCUCAAAGCACUCUGGAGUUACCUGACCCAGAAGGGAGUUAAUAGUGAGGCCAUCUGGGAGAAGAUUAAAGACAUCGUAAUUAAAACCAUCAUUGCAUCUGAGCCCUAUGUGAACAGCCUGGUGAAGAUGUAUGUGCGGCGCCCGUAUUGUUGCCAUGAGCUGUUUGGGUUUGAUAUCAUGCUGGACGAAAAUCUCAAGCCCUGGAUCUUAGAGGUCAACAUUUCCCCCAGCCUUCACUCAAACUCCCCUCUGGACGUGAGCAUCAAGGGCCAGAUGAUCCGGGACCUCCUCAACCUCGCUGGCUUCGUUCUGCCCAGCAUGGACAACGUAGCCUCAAGGCCAGGAACUGGAAGCAACUCCACCCCCAGUCUGGUCAGUGCUGUGAAGCAGAAGCCCAAGCCAGCCUCUGAGCUUUUCACAGCAGAGAAGAUGAAGAGAGCAUAUUACUUGACACAGAAGGUACCUGACCAGGAUUUUUAUUCUUCUGUCCUGGACUUCCUGACCCCAGAUGAUGUUCGCAUCCUGGUGGAGAUAGAAGACGAGUAUUCUCGGCGCGGGCAGUUUGAGCGGGUGUUCCCCACCCACAUCUCCAUGCGCUACCUGCGCUUCUUUGAGCAGCCUCGUUACUUCAACAUUCUGGCGACCCAGUGGGAGCUCAAAUACUACUUGAAUAAACACAAAGGUCUGGAGCUAUUGAGGAACUGGUGUGUCAAAGGCUACCACACUGGGGGAGGGACAGAUUUGGCCCAGAUGUGGUCAUUGCCAAAGUCUUUCUUCCUCCAGAAAAGCAACAUUCAAUCAAAUGGUUUCAGCAAACUGGAACUGGGCAGACUGGGCAAACUCCUCCCUUCAAGAGAAGAUGAGGACCCCGCAAGAAGCCUGGAGCCCAGCCCUACACAAAGUUUACCUCUCAACAAGUGCACUGGUGGAGCUGGCCAGAAACCUGCUGGCUGCCUCUCAGACACUACCCUGGUGAUGUGAUUAGGCAGCCACUGUCCCUCCUUGGGGACACCUGAACCUACCUCAAAGGAAGAGAGAGGAGCUGGCUCCAGAGACCAAGGACUGUGGGAGCCCCUUGCACUGCCCACUUGCUUGUGGGAUGUUUUUAGAGAGGGAUGUUUUACUAGGCAAAGGGGAGAGCUGUUCAGCUUCAGAUUUUUAAAACAAAAGAAAUCUCCAAAUGGCAAAGCCUGGGGAAGUCUGAUUUGUCUGGCCUUUGUCUUAGGCUUUUGUUAAAGCCUGAUGUGGUGGCAGCUUCUCUGCUGCGUGGGAGCUGGCUGAGCUUGGAGUCAGCCCGGCCUUCCCUUUCGCAACCAGCAUGGGCUGAGCCCUUGCUUGCCUGUGUCACCCUGCACUAGUCCUUAGCUGCUAGGAGCCCAGCAGAGCUGAAUCUUCUCUGGCCUCAGUGCAGCCUGGCCCCAGGGGAGAGACCGGUAGCCCCAGGAGAAAAAAGCUACCCCAGUUCCCCUGCCACUGCUCAGCUCCUCUGGGAGGAGUGGGGUUUGAGACUUUUAACUGACCUGUUUUAUCUUUUCAGAAAGCCUGUGCCAAGAUCCUUCCCUGCUGCCCUCCCCCAGCCUCGGAGCCUGGAGAAAGCCUCAGGCUUAUGCGUCACCACUGCUUGCCUGCAAAGAGAAGCCGCAAAUUCUAGUGCGGCCUACUGUGUGUAGUGGGGCCAGUACAGCUGCCAGGAAGGGGGCAUCCUCUCAAAGCUCUUGGCUUUUCUGGGUAAUCCUGCAGUGUGUGCACAGGGGCCGCAGGCUGGUGCUGCUGUUGUGGGCUCUGAUCUGUUUUCCCUUUGUUUCUCGAAGAUCUCCAUUAAAGUUUAGCACUCUCCGCUGC